This is a messenger RNA of Chelmon rostratus (copperband butterflyfish), 2486 nucleotides long. RefSeq names its product actin-related protein 3-like. The transcript has 12 exons. The coding region runs from base 174 to 1430 and encodes 418 amino acids. Gene Ontology annotation, molecular function: actin filament binding. Gene Ontology annotation, cellular component: actin cortical patch; Arp2/3 protein complex. NCBI's taxonomy places the organism in Eukaryota, Metazoa, Chordata, Actinopteri, Chaetodontiformes, Chaetodontidae. Gene Ontology annotation, biological process: Arp2/3 complex-mediated actin nucleation. The record is from RefSeq and is a predicted model, not a curated record.
CCGGCCUCCGCCAUCUUGCCUCUCCCUGGCUGCCAGGAGCCGAGUGCGGAAGUGGAAACGGCACUGUGCGGGCUCAGGGUUCCGCCUGUGGACGGCUCGCCAGACUCUCCAGCCGACACAGCCUGCUGUCCGUCAAAUUUAACCGUUUCUAUACCGUAGAGACCCGGGGAGAGAUGGCUGGACGGUUACCGGCGUGUGUUGUCGACUGCGGCACAGGUUACACCAAACUGGGGUAUGCAGGGAACACAGAGCCACAGUUCAUCGUUCCAUCAUGUAUCGCCAUCAAAGAGUCAGCCAAGGUCGGAGACCAGGCCCAGCGAAGGAUGAUGAAGGGGGUGGAUGACUUGGAUUUCUACAUCGGAGACGAAGCAGUAGACAAGCCCACAUAUUCCACUAAGUGGCCAAUCCGUCAUGGGAUUGUGGAGGACUGGGACCUAAUGGAGCGCUUCAUGGAGCAAAUCAUCUUUAAGUACCUGAGGGCUGAGCCUGAGGACCACUACUUCCUCCUGACAGAGCCUCCUCUGAACACACCGGAAAACCGAGAGUACACAGCCGAGAUCAUGUUCGAGUCCUUCAAUGUGCCAGGCCUGUACAUUGCUGUGCAGGCUGUGCUGGCUCUAGCCGCCUCCUGGACGUCCAGACAGGUGGGAGAGAGGACGCUGACGGGCACAGUCAUCGACAGCGGAGAUGGUGUCACCCACGUCAUUCCUGUGGCUGAAGGUUACGUUAUUGGCAGCUGUAUAAAGCACAUUCCCAUCGCAGGACGAGACAUCACCUACUUCACCCAGCAGCUCCUGAGGGAGAGGGAGGUGGGCAUCCCACCGGAGCAGUCGCUGGAGACGGCCAAGGCAGUCAAGGAGCGGUUCAGCUACGUGUGCCCAGAUCUAGUCAAAGAGUUCAACAAGUACGACACGGACGGCUCCAAGUGGAUCAAGCAGUACACCGGCAUCAAUGCCAUCAGCAAGAAGGAGUUCACCAUCGAUGUGGGCUACGAGCGCUUCCUGGGGCCAGAGAUCUUCUUCCACCCAGAGUUUGCCAACCCUGACUUCACCCAGCCCAUCUCUGAAGUUGUGGACGAAGUCAUUCAGAACUGCCCUAUCGAUGUCAGGCGUCCUCUCUAUAAGAACAUCGUUCUGUCGGGAGGCUCCACCAUGUUCAGGGACUUUGGGCGUCGUCUGCAGAGAGACUUAAAGAGGACGGUUGAUGCCCGACUGAAGAUGAGUGAGGAGCUGAGUGGAGGCAAGCUCAAGCCCAAACCAAUCGAUGUCCAAGUUAUCACUCAUCAUAUGCAGAGAUAUGCAGUGUGGUUUGGUGGAUCAAUGUUAGCGUCAACUCCCGAGUUCUACCAGGUAUGCCACACCAAAAAGGACUACGAAGAGAUCGGCCCGAGCAUCUGUCGCCACAACCCCGUGUUUGGAGUCAUGUCUUAACUUUGGGCCUCCAGAGUCUAACAGCGGAGGGUGGGGGCUGCAGUAGGGGGGCGGUGAAGUUAGGUUGUGUAAAGGACAGGCUCAGGAGGUGGAGGACGGUGACGCUUCUGUGCUUUUUGAUUACUUGUUCAGCUAUGGAUGUGUGGGACGAGGAGGCGAUCCAGAAUAUAAAAAGGAGAAAAAAAAGAAAAGAGACCAGACCAAACACAGACCGGCUGGAAAAUUUAUUGUGAAUGUUCCUUUUUUUUUUUCUUUUCCUUUCUUUCGUUCUGUUUUAUUUUAUUUUUUUUCCCGUCUUUCCUUUUCAAAAUGAGGGAAAAUGGUUUGUAAGCCAAAAUGAUUUCAAGACCAUUUCUGGAUCUGUUGAGCAACAUGCAGUGAGAGAUGAUGAUAAAGCUUACGAUGAAGAUUAUAAAGAUGGUGUUGGUGGAGGCCUAAGAUGAUGACAAAAGCAUUGAUAGUAAUUUCCUGACACCAGAACAUAUUAUUUAUGCUUAUAAAACGUGAGAGAUCAUUGACAAGGUUGGAACAUAUUAUUGUCUCCUUUUAGUUUCUGCAUUUCUUUCCAACUUCAAAUGCACGUGUCUGUGUAUCACGGUAAGAGCUUGUUUAUAUUUCAUACUAAAGUUUUUUAUAUGUAAAACUUGGGAAAUCAGGGGUAAAAAAAGAAAAAAAUCACGGAGACCAGUACGAGCGAGACUGUUUUAACCCACGAUGCAGCUUUGAUACGCAGUAUUUUCUGGAGUUUGAGUAGGCGCUCUCCUUUUGUUCCCCACGUGUGUCAUUGCUGUCCGCCCUUUAAUUCUUCAUACCGUACAUUUAAUUCAUGUCUGCUUUCACUUCAGACUACGUCAGGAUUCCACCUCUGUGAUGCAGUGAAUGAAAACAGAGAGGACUUACUGAGGUUGUAACCAUGAAACUGAAUAAGAACGACUGUCAGACCAGUAUUGUUAGACUAGAAGUUUUUUUAUUAUUAAAUACCAAAUUAUUAAAAGAAUGGGAUUUGUGUAUUUAAUGCCUUGCAACAUUCCAAUAAAGGCUCAAAUUUGUUUCUAA